AUGAAGAAGCGGAAGGAGCUGAACGCCCUCAUCGGCCUGGCCGCCGACGGCCGCAGGAAGAAGCCUGCCAAGAAGGGCUCGGGCCACCGGCUGCUGCGCACCGAGCCGCCCGCCUCCGACUCCGAGUCCAGCUCCGAGGAGGACGAGUUCGCGGCGGCGGGGGCGCGGGGCCGCUGCGGCAAGGGAGACUAUCUACGAUGCUGCAAGUUCUGUUACCCGUUAUGUGCGUUUGUCAUUCUUGCUGCUUGUGUGGUAGCAUGUGUUGGCUUGGUCUGGAUGCAGGUGGCUCUCAAGGAGGAUCUGGAUGCAAUAAAAGAGAAGUUUCGAACUAUGGAAUCUAAUCAAAAGACGUCAUUCCAAGAAAUUCCUAAACUGAAUGAAGAUUUGGUGCAGAAGCAAAAGCAACUAGAACAAAUUGAGACUGGAGAACUGGGGCUAAAUAAAAUUUGGAUAAAUAUCACAGAGAUCAAUAAACAGAUAUCACUAUUGACCUCAACAGUAAAUCAUCUCAAAAACAAUGUGAAGUCUGCUUCUGAUUUGAUUUCUCUUCCUCUCACAGUAGAGAAACUUCAGAAGACUGUGGCAAACAUAGGUAGCACUCUUACCAGUGUUUCUCAUGAUGUUGAAAAUAUACAGACAGCCAUUGAAGAAUACAAGAAAUCCAUAGAAAUACUCCAGAAUGAUGUGAAGGAAUUAAAACAGAUACCUUCACUUCCCUCUACUGUUGUGCCAAGGACUGAGGGAAAUCAAACAGAAAACUGCAAACAGGAAAGCCAAUUGCUGCACGCAGCUUUGGAGGAGCUAAAUAAUACUGUAGUGGUGUACCAAAAGUUGAAUGACAUCAAGCUUCUAAAUGUGGACUCAACCAUUGGCAACCUUAGCCGGAAGGUUAUGCUGUUGGAAAACUCCACCCUUGCUGUCAAUAAUCUGGACAAAAGAGAGAACUUCUCUACCACUGUGGGGAGUGAUGCAACUACCUCUCUAAAAGUGGAAAAUGAAGAUCAACUAGACAAUGAAACUCAUUCAAAUAAAGAAUCAAAGGAAACGGGAACUAGAGAUUCUCAGGUAUUAAAACUAAGAGAGAAGCGUCAGAUGAUCAGUGCUCUCACAGGCAAGCCAGAAAAUGACAGAUCCAUUGAGACAUCAAAGAACGCAGUUGAAAGUAGUCUGACUACUACAGUAAAGCCCACAGACCUUUCAAGGCUGGCUUCAAGGUCAGCUGAUGACAACACAGAGGGUAACGGACAGCUGAGACAUCUGUCCUUACCAGGAAUUUCCAGCAUUGAAGAUCUUCAGAAUUUGUUUGAAAAAGCAACUGAAGAUGCCGAUGGAAAACUAUCAUAUGAAGAUCUUCAAAAGCUGCUUGGCUCUACAGCCCAAGAGUCACAGAGCUUUAAGAAAUUUGACACAGAUGGAGAUGAGAAAUACUCAUUUCAAGAACUGAGAUUAGCAUUAGGUGUAUAGGAUAUAUAUUUAGAAAUGUGAUACUGGUGGAUGCUACUGUAGCUAAAGGAAACUACGGGACACGAAAAACUAGGUCUGCACUUUCCCAGUAUUUUACUGAUCUUUGGAGCUAAAUUACUGUACACAUUGCCACCUCUUUUUUUGUUUGUGUUUACUGAAAAGAAAUUUACAAAUUUAUAUGUCGGUAGGACAUAAUAUUGGGACUGUGUUUAAAAUUCAGAAAAAUCCCAAACUUGGAAACAUUUUCCUCUCAUUCUUUCCUUUUCAAGGGAAUUCUUGUUUUUAAUUUAAAAUGUGUACAUACUAAAAUAAAACUAUGGUUUUGUAUUUCACUGAAAUUUGCCUUAAAUUAGAGAGCUGCACUUUAUGUAGAGCAGAAAGAAAUCUGUCUGGUAAAGAUGGGCUUCUUCUGCUUGUAAAUAUUUGAGAUAGAGUAAAUUAUGCAUAUUUAAGGGGAAGUUUGUGUCAGGGGCUGUGUUGGUAGUAAGCUGUUUAUGAUGAGAGACUGGGUCUAAAAAGGGUUGUUAAGAGUUUCAGCUGAAUUUCUAAUUUUGACUAAGUAUAUCCAUGAAUGAUUUUGGACUCAGUUAGAGGAAAGCAGGAGUGGUAAUUCAUGCCCAUCUAUAGCAGGAUUUCUUUUUAGGGGGAAGAGUUCAAAGUGUUUUUAUAUCAUGAGCCUACAGGAGCAAUUACCUACCAAGUGCUUGGAUUUUCACUUCAGCAUUCUUUUAGCUUUGCUGUGUUGCGUCCAGAUUAUUUUGUGAGAUGACCCUAUCUAUUUUUUUUUUUAAAAGAGCAAGCUAAUGAAGAACUUCAACAGAUGCUUUAAGAGGUAAAAGUCUACAAUGCAGCCUGCUGAGUAGCACCUGAAUAGUUCAUGCCUCGGGUGUGAUCAGCGGUGUGCUGAUGGUCUUGCUGACACGUUACUGGAGAUCUUUUGAUCAGGGUUGCGGGUGCUGCCGGUUUCUUCCAUCCACUGUUGUUGGGGUCACUCUGAAGUACCCUGAGUAAAGCUCCUGCUCACUAAGAGUGUGAGCACAUGGGAAAGGCCCAGAGUAGAGUUGUGGGCUGUUUCCUGACUAAUGUGAACAUGAUCACUUCUUGGUACCUUUACCUUUUGUGUUCUCACUGACAGAAGGAUGUAGAAAGCAGGAUAGGAGCAUGCAGUCGCAUCGGCGUUCUCUACUGAGGCAUGCUUUGUAAGUGAGGCUUCCUCACUAUAGAGGAACUUAAGGGUUUGUUUAUACUCUGUGUUUAGAUCCACUAGUGUUUCUGGAGUAAUUGUUUUACAAAUAAUUGUGUUCUGGAGUAUGAAUCAGUGAAGGAAUGUACAAAAUGGAACCCUGUUACCCAUUGCCUAGGCUUCUUUCACUGUUGGUCUUCUAUCCUGUUUGGGUAAUGCAGACGUGACCCAACAUGGAGAUGCUUUUGAUGUGACAUUUGAAAAUACAGUAUUUAAAAACAAAACCAACCAACCUUGGCUUUUGAGAGGACGAGAAGCCAACACUUGCUUCUUGCCACUUCCCAUACCCUUUUAUACACUACUGUAUAAUUCCUCAACCAAAAAAAAACCUAGCAAUAAAAUGUAACCAUUCUGGUGUUUUAUUUGUACAUACUGUAUCAUAGCCAUAUGCCAGAGUUUGCAAAAUAUUUUUGGAAGUUUGAUUUGUAUGGAGUUUAACUUACCUUAAAAUUUAAGGGAUCACUGUAUUGCCAUGUGAAUCUAUUGGUGUUUUGUUGCAGUCUGCUUUACUUUUAGAAGUCUCUUCAACAGCAAUAGUGAAACUGUCAGCUAGAGACAGUGUGUGCUGCUCCAGCUGCCUGUGUCUUCUGCCUGUGGCCAAGGAGCUGAGCUGGUCAGUAAUUGGCACCAGGGCACAGCUGUCCAGUGGUGCUGCUUAUUUGCAUGUUAAGAGCAUAGUGGAUUGCUAAUUGCUGUAGUCACUGCUGUCGUAGGAUGGACUUGUGCUAUCGAUUUAACAAAAUCUGAUCCUCCCUGAGUACAGUGGUCGCUUAUGUUUGGCCUAGGGUAGCCGGUAGCAGUGUGCUGCAGGCUGGGAGCACCGGUGGUCCCCAGCCAGCCGCUCCCACCCGUGCAAGUUUUCUGCUGUGCUGCUGCUGUCCACCUUGCAUGCUUUCCAAAGCCCCGCCGCUGGGUCUUGGCAGGCUUCCUCCCCUACGUUUUAAUCACACUGCAGAUGGUAGAGGGCUUAAAAGCCGUGGGCGCAGCAAAUACGCUUGUGCGGGUCCGCUAUCUGCCGUAGCUACGGAGGGCAGGUUGGCUGGAGGCGGAGGGCAGGUUGGCUGGAGGCGGAGGGCAGGUUGGCUGGAGGCGGCAGGCUUCGGAGGGGCAGCGGGCAGCCAGCGUGAGGAGGUUCCAUGCUUCUGCGGGUGGCGAGGCCUGGGGGAAAAAAGCGGUGUCUGAAAUUAAUUUAAACAGUGAGAGUUGACAGGUCUGCAGGCGGCAGCUGGGGCUGUAGCUGAGACUUGCUGUUACGCUGUGAUUCUCGGGUUCAUUUUCAGGCUGUAUUUGCGUUUUCUGGGUGACCCCUCUGUAGGGACCACUGUGUGUCUCCGUUCGGUCACUGACCUGCACAAGGAGUGGAGCCGCACCGUGCCGGGCGCGCACGGCGCUUCUCUGCCCCGCUGGGUUUGAGCUACAGCGCUCCACGCCUUUUACCAUGUAACGCGACUUUUACUUGAUCUCAAUAAAAGUUCAUUUUCA
Molecule: messenger RNA, 4189 nt
Organism: Gavia stellata (red-throated loon)
Lineage: Eukaryota; Metazoa; Chordata; Aves; Gaviiformes; Gaviidae
Gene: EFCAB14
Product: EF-hand calcium binding domain 14
Exons: 11
Coding region: 1-1464 (487 amino acids)
Molecular function (GO): calcium ion binding
Source: RefSeq, a predicted model, not a curated record